Messenger RNA from Alligator sinensis (Chinese alligator), 5993 nucleotides. It is a transcript of the gene RASAL2, whose product is annotated as RAS protein activator like 2. The record is from RefSeq and is a predicted model, not a curated record. The transcript is spliced from 18 exons. Lineage: Eukaryota; Metazoa; Chordata; Crocodylia; Alligatoridae. The coding region runs from base 1 to 4161 and encodes 1386 amino acids. Gene Ontology annotation, biological process: regulation of GTPase activity.
AUGGCUAUUUUGAAGGACUAUCAGUGGUACCACCAAAUAAAAACCAAGAGGACAUGUGAGCAAGAAGCCUCAGAGCAAAGGAAGCCACUUGGUGCAUGCAGGUGGCAGACCCCUCCUAAAUUUAAUUGGAAGAUGAGCAGGAAAGAGCUGUCUCACAAUCUUAAAUGGGAGAAUAAUGAGCAAAGUCCUAUUGAAGAUCCCUUGCAGAUGGACAGUACAAGUGCUGAUGGUCUCCAGGAGGACCCAACAGGGAAGCCAAUCAAAGCAGGAAUCAAACCAUUUCGGGUUCCAUUCAACAGGUCUAUAUCUGAACCUGAGCCCCACUGGAGAAAUAGAAGUUCAAAAACAUUUCUGCACCCAGCGCAUUCAGUUGAUUGUGAGCAGCAGGGAUAUUUCAUUCGUGGUAUCUUCUCAACGCUGUCAAGUGGUUUUUCUAAGAUGUUGAACCGAAAAGAGGAGCUCAAUAGUGAGGCAGGGAAUGAAUGCAGGACAGAUGGUGAUCAGAGUGAUUUGAGUACAGAUGUGAAAGGGCCAGCUACUCACAGACUCUCCUGUGGCCAGUCUCCCUGUGCUGAAAGUACAACAUGGGAGAGAAAGUACUGCAUACUGACAGACAGCCAGCUGGUGCUGCUCAACAAGGAAAAGGAGGUGUCUGUCGAGGGGGUACAGGAUCAGCAGGUAGAAGCUGCAAAAGGGCGGUGCCUUCGACGUACAGUAAGCGUCCCUUCCGAGGGUCAGUUUCCUGAGUAUCCACCAGAGGGAGCCACUAAGCUCGAAGUCCCAGCAGAGAGAUCUCCUCGCAGACGGAGCAUCUCAGGGACCAGUACAUCUGAGAAAACUAAUUCCAUGGAUGCUUCGAACACCUCUCCUUUCAAAGUGCCAGGCUUCUUCAGUAAACGUCUGAAAGGCUCCAUCAAGAGGACAAAGAGCCAGUCAAAGCUGGACAGGAAUACAAGCUUCCGUCUACCAUCUCUCCGUAACGCUGAUGACAGGUCACGUGGCUUGCCAAAGCUGAAAGAAUCUCGUUCCCAUGAGUCUUUACUGAGCCCAGGUAGUGCAGUGGAGGCACUGGAUCUUGGGACAGAAGAGAAGGUCUUUGUCAAACCACUUCAUAGCAGCAUCCUGGGACAAGAUUUCUGCUUUGAGGUAACCUAUUCCAGUGGCAGUAAAUGUUUCAGUUGUUCCUCUGCAGCAGAGAGAGACAAGUGGAUGGAAAACCUACGCAGGACAGUGCAGCCUAAUAAGGACAACUGUCGUCGAGCUGAGAAUGUGCUCCGCCUCUGGAUCAUUGAGGCAAAGGACUUGGCCCCCAAGAAGAAAUAUUUUUGUGAGCUGUGCCUUGAUGAUACACUGUUUGCCCGCACCACCAGCAAAACAAAAGCGGACAACAUCUUCUGGGGUGAGCACUUUGAGUUCUACAGUCUCCCACCUCUCCACAGCAUCACGGUGCACAUCUAUAAGGAUGUGGAAAAGAAGAAGAAAAAAGACAAGAAUAAUUAUGUAGGCCUGGUCAACAUCCCCAUGGUCAGUGUGACUGGGCGUCAGUUUGUGGAAAAGUGGUAUCCAGUCAGCACACCUACCCCCAAUAAAGGGAAAUCUGGGGGGCCUUCAAUUCGGAUCAAGUCUCGAUACCAAACCAUCACCAUCCUGCCUAUGGAGCAGUACAAGGAGUUUGCAGAGUUUGUCACCAAUAAUUACACCAUGUUGUGCUCUGUUCUGGAGCCGGUGAUCAGCGUGAGGAACAAGGAGGAGAUGGCCUGUGCUUUGGUGCACAUUCUUCAAAGCACUGGGAGAGCCAAGGACUUUUUGACAGACCUGGUGAUGUCAGAGGUAGAUCGUUGUGGGGAACAUGACGUCUUGAUCUUCAGGGAGAACACACUUGCUACCAAAGCCAUUGAAGAAUACUUAAAACUAGUAGGCCAGAAAUAUCUUCAUGAUGCACUAGGAGAGUUUAUCAAGGCUUUGUAUGAGUCAGAUGAGAACUGUGAAGUUGAUCCCAGCAAGUGUUCUUCAAGUGAAUUAACUGAUCAUCAGAGCAACCUGAAAAUGUGCUGUGAGCUAGCCUUCUGCAAGAUUAUCAACUCUUACUGUGUUUUUCCUCGUGAGCUGAAGGAGGUGUUUGCAUCAUGGAAGCAGCAAUGCUUGAGCCGGGGCAAGCAGGAUAUCAGCGAACGCCUGAUCAGUGCCUCGCUCUUCCUCCGUUUCCUGUGCCCAGCUAUCAUGUCCCCAAGCCUCUUCAGUCUCAUGCAGGAAUACCCUGAUGACCGCACAUCCCGAACACUGACACUCAUUGCUAAAGUCAUUCAGAACCUCGCCAAUUUUGCUAAGUUUGGUAAUAAAGAAGAGUAUAUGGCCUUCAUGAAUGACUUCCUGGAACAUGAGUGGGGGGGGAUGAAACGCUUCCUGCUGGAGAUAUCCAACCCAGAUACCAUCUCAAACACGCCUGGGUUCGAAGGCUACAUUGACUUGGGCAGGGAGCUGUCUGUUUUACACUCCCUCUUAUGGGAGGUUGUGUCCCAACUUGAUAAGGCGACCGUGGCAAAACUGGGACCUCUUCCUCGUAUUCUUGCUGACAUCACCAAGUCAAUGACCAAUCCAACACCGAUACAGCAGCAACUGAGACGUUUUACUGAGCACAGCUCUAGUCCAAACGUUAGUGGAAGUCUCUCCUCAGGGCUUCAGAAGAUAUUUGAGGACCCCACUGAUGGUGACUCGCAUAAACUGAAAUCUCCAACCCAGGAAAAUCUAGAUGGAUUCUUUAGGGGCAAAACCUUGCUGUUGGUUCAGCAAGCAUCCACCCAGAGCAUGACUUAUUCAGACAAGGACGAAAGAGAGAGCAUACUGCCCAAUGGACGUAGCAUCUCCCUGAUGGACCUUCAGGACCCCCACACAACUCACAGUGAUUCCCCGUCCAUCAUGCAUGAUGUGCCUUUGCGUUUGGCUGGUAGCCAGCUCUCCAUAACGCAGGUGGCCAAUAUCAAACAGCUGCGGGAAACUCAGAGCACACCUCAGAGUGCCCCCCAAGUUAGGAGACCUCUGCACCCAGCCUUGAAUCAGCAGGGUAGUCUCCAACCCUUGUCCUUCCAGAACCCAGUUUACCAUCUUAACAACCCACCUCCACCAAUGCCAAAGGCCUCUGUGGACUCCAGCUUGGAGAACUUAAGCACUGCCAGCUCCCGGAGCCAAAGCAACAGUGAAGACUUCAAACUCAGUGGACCCAGCAACAGCAGUAUGGAGGACUUCACCAAACGCAGCACACAAAGUGACGACUUUUCCAGGCGGCACACAAUGCCAGACAAACCUGUUCCUAUUGCUCUUCCCCGCCAGAACAGCACGGGGCAGGCACAGAUACGCAAAAUGGACCAAGCUGGGCUGGGUGCCAGGGCCAAAGCACCUCAGUCCCUGCCCCAUAGUGCUUCCUUACGGAGCACAGGGAGCAUAUCGGCAGCAUCGGGUGCAAUGGCGACCGAACCAGUUCAGAAUGGGACCCAGUCCCGACAGCAGUCCUCAUCAUCCAGAGAGAGCCCUGUCCCUAAGGUGAGGGCAAUUCAGCGGCAGCAGACACAGCAGGUUCAGUCACCAGUAGACUCAGCCACAAUGUCACCAGUGGAAAGAACAGCUGCCUGGGUCCUGAAUAAUGGGCAGUAUGAAGAAGUAGAGGAGGAUACAGAACAAAAUCAAGAUGAAGCCAAGCAUGCUGAGAAGUAUGAGCAAGAGAUAGCAAAGUUGAAGGAGCGUCUGAAGGUGUCAAGCCGUCGAUUGGAGGAGUAUGAGAGGCGCCUUCUGGUGCAGGAGCAGCAAAUGCAGAAGCUACUGAUGGAAUACAAGGUGAGGCUGGAGGACAGUGAGGAGCGACUUCGCAGGCAACAGGAAGAGAAGGACAGCCAGAUGAAGAGCAUCAUCAGCAGACUCAUGGCAGUCGAAGAAGAACUGAAGAAGGAUCAUGCUGAGAUGCAAGCAGUCAUAGAUGCAAAGCAGAAAAUUAUUGAUGCGCAGGAGAAACGGAUUGUGUCCCUGGACUCAGCCAACACUCGGCUGAUGAGUGCCCUGACGCAGGUCAAGGAGCGCUACAGCAUGCAGUUCCGCAAUGGCAUCUCCCCCACCAACCCCACCAAGCUUUCCAUCACGGAGAAUGGUGAAUUCAAAAACAGCAGCUGCUAACCGGGUGGAUGCUUCUGGCCAUCUCCUCGGGGCAGAGCAGGAAGAAGCAGACUGAAGAAACCUGAAUGCAGACCCCCGUUGAUUUACAGAAUGCUGCUAAAAGAAAAACUGUCAAGUGGGGUAGAAAAGCCUACCUUUCAGACUAGGAGAAUAGGGCUCCAAGGGCCAGGGCCCUCAGGAUUGCUGUGUAUAUACGUAAGGAGCCUGUUCCAGGCCACGUGUACAGAGAACGUCGCUGUAAUAUACCAAAAGGAAGUGAAUACUGUAGAUUGUUUUUAAUUAUUGCAAUUUUUAUUAUUAUUUUCCUCUUGUUGAAAGCACUGCAGUCCUCAGAGGGGGAGGAGGGGAAUGUGUGUGUGUGGUGUGGCAGAGAAAGAAAAAACGAGAGAUGAGCAGUGGGUUAUUUUGACGCUGUACAUAUCAGGCUGACUGAUACAAGCACAUGGAGUGAAGUGAAAUACUAGUUAAAUGAAUGUAUGAGAUGUUCUGUUUUAACCCCCUCCUUCCUGGUCCUUAUUUAACCAACUUCAAACUCCACACCCAGCCUCUUGCAAGAGGGUUGGAUCCUGUUGGCUUCUGUCUGCUCUUGCUAGGAUAUGGACAAAAAGCUGUUUCAAAGUCUCUUUGAAAGCUCUAGUUAGAAACUGGAGCAAGAAGCCUGUUUCUUUACACCUACCCAAAGCCAGGCUUCCCGUCCAAGAGACAAAGGGAAUUUGCAGUUUUAAAGGUAGGAUUUUUUUUUUACCCAAAUUAUAGUAAGGUUUGACUUUUUUCCUUUUUUUUUUUUUUUAGAGUUUACGGAACUGUAAAUACUUGCGUUUUCAAACUUUGGUCCAAUUCCCAGCAUAUGUGCAGCCCAUUGUCUCAGUACAGUAGCACUCUAGAUCAGUUACCCACACUCUACUAGGAACAAUCAGGUUAGUACUCCAGGGAAAGGGCUAACCAAAGGGCAGCCAUGCCCUGUGCAAUAGAUCUGUGAACGCAGAGUGAAACUUUUCUAGUUUAUUUUUGUACCUUUUUGUCUUGUUCAAUUUCACUGUUCUAUCCACAGGGUUAUCAGACUUAGCUCCACCAAGAUGGUUUCUGCAUGUUUGCUAAUAUUUCCAUGCCCCAAUGGAAAUUGACUGUUAUUAUUUAAGUCCUGACCUUAUCCACUUUUUCUCACAAGUGAAUUUUAACUGAUUCUCAGUUUCCCCUGUAAUGUUUGGUUUGUUUCUCACACGAGCAGACUUUUACAGGAUGUACCUGAAUACCUAAAAUUAAAUAAUGAGCUCAUUGUUGGGAGGAAGAUAGUGACAUUUCACACACUGUAAAAGACCAACAGUAAGAUGCGCAGUGUUGCCAGUUCUCAUGGUUUUACCAAAUGUCUCUUUAAUAUUCGUUGAGUCUCAUAAAGCCCCAGCUUCUGGAGUCAAGUGAUGUAUGAGAAUCUCUCCCCUUCCACUUUAUAAAAAAAAAUGUUAAGUUGCUGGCUCUUGUUAGUGUUGAAAAGCAUGAGAAUGUGAACCUUAAAGGUUUAAAUCAGGAAGCAAAUAAAGAGAAUCCAAAGCUAGUUCAAAUUAGAAAUAGAGGCAAAUACUUUUUUAACAGGGACUAUUAGAACAAACCCAAGGAAUGAUAGGCAGUGCCAUGCAUUGAUGUCUUCAGGUCAACACUAAAUGCCUUUCUGGAAUAUAUGCAUCAAAUUUGCUUUCCUGAUUUACAGAUAUGCUUUAAUCAAAUCAAAGGUAGUGGGGCUCAGUGCAGAUGGUAACUGGGUGGUGGCCUGUUACAAAGAGGUCAGGCUAGAUGAUCUCAAAUCAUUUCUUCUUGCCUAUAAACUCUGAUGGCAC